This is a messenger RNA of Rotaria sordida, 513 nucleotides long. Lineage: Eukaryota; Metazoa; Rotifera; Eurotatoria; Philodinida; Philodinidae. The record is from the annotation of a GenBank genome assembly.
AUGAAGAAAACGUUUGAAUAUGAUGAUAAACUUCCAUCAUUACCCUUACCAACAUUAGAACAUACACUUGAACGUUAUCUUGAUUCAGUACGAGCUGUUGUCAAUGAUGAUGAAUAUGUUAGAACUAAAAAAAUUGUUGAACAAUUUGCUAAAGGAAUUGGACGAGAAUUACAUGAACAAUUGAAAGCUGAUAUUGAAAAGCAUCAGGCAAGAAAUUGGCUUGCAAAAUGGUGGGAUGAAGAAAUAUAUUUAAAAUGGCGAUUACCAAUUGCACCAACUAUUAAUAUGAUGGGUUUUAGUUGUUUACUACCACCUAAAGUUGAUUCACAAUUAACACGAGCAUGUAUACAUAUUUAUGCAUGUGCUCUUGUUUUUGAAACAAUAUACGAAGAACGUUAUCCAAUAUCAUAUAGGGGUAAAUAUCCAUUGACAAUGUAUCAAUUCAAACAUUUUUUUAAUACAUGUCGAAUUCCACAUAAAGAAUGUUAUGAAUUAUUGUCCAUUUCAAAAUAG